CUCUUCCACCGCCCAACUUUUGCUUCCGCUUCUACCGUGUUGAAGUGGACUUGGAGUUGAUGUGGUGCGGCAUCUCCCUGCUAAGCAAGAGCCCACUCACCGUGGCUACGCCCUGGCAACCCUUCAUGUCCUCCGUCUCCGCUAGCGCCGGCGCCCCCAGUAGUCCCUCCGCCGGCAAGGACCUAGUCGCCGGUCUCCUGGCCUCUGGUUUGCCUGAAAGUCUGCCCACCUCCGCAGGCAUGCUGAUCCUGCUGAAGAGACUGCAGGAUCCUCUGCUGGCCACUGUUCUGCCCCGUGUCGUUCCCUGUCGUCCGACGGACGAGUUCUGCCUUCCCAUACCGCUGCCGCAUUCUCUCGGCAGACUGCUGGAGAAUUUUAUUGAGGUUCACUGGACAUCACACUUGGCAUUCAGCGUGACCGGCCCCGGGGACUCCGCCGGGGGUGCUAAACUUUAUCGUUUAGAAAACUGUCGAUUUGGACGCAUAGUACCUCUUUCAACUGCACAGCAGGAAGACGCCAUUUCCCUGGAACCCCGGCUGAUAUCUCCUUCCUCGCGCUGGUACUUCCCCUUCCUCAAGACCCCUUCGUUUGUCGCGAAAUUGGUCUGGGGCGAAAGUAUUUGGUUAGGCCUCACCCACUCUUCCGUCCGUCCAGUUUACGAGGGGAGUCAGUGUCCUGACUGCCGUGAACUGUCGGAGAGGUUGGAAAAUCCCGAAUCAUCUAUACUGUUGUCCUCUUCCCCCGACGACGAUCCUAUCCUUCACGUCAGCGUUCGGCAGCUAGAUCUUCUUCCUGUCGAGUUGCGUGGUGGAAUCCAGCAUGCUGAACAAUUAGGCCAGUUGCAGCGGCGUUUGUUGAGGCAGUUCAGUCCACAGGCGGGUAAUGUUUACCCUUAUCUUAACGUUCUAUCUUGA
Dibothriocephalus latus is the source of this 914-nucleotide messenger RNA. Lineage: Eukaryota; Metazoa; Platyhelminthes; Cestoda; Diphyllobothriidea; Diphyllobothriidae. The record is from the annotation of a GenBank genome assembly.